AUGACAUUAGAGGCAACAAUGAUUGUCAUGGAUAAUAGUGAAUUUGCACGAAAUGGAGAUUAUCUGCCUACUCGACUUGGUUCUCAAAAAGAUGCAAUAAAUCUGAUUUUUUCGUCUAAGUUGAGAGCACAUCCAGAGAAUCUGAUAGGGCUUAUGUCUAUGGGAGGAAAAGGUCCGGAGAUUUUAGUUACAUUAACACAGGAUUAUGGUAAAUUUCUAGCUGCUAUGCAUGAAUCAAAAAUUGGAGGAAAUUCUCAUAUUUGUACUGGCAUUCAGGUGGCACAUCUUGCACUUAAACAUCGACCUGAAAAGCGACAAAGACAGAGAAUCAUUGUUUUUGUUGGAUCACCUGUUCUUGAAGAUGAAAAAACACUAGUCAUGUUGGCAAAAAAGAUGAAAAAAAAUAACGUAGCGGUUGAUUUUAUUAAUUUUGGUGAAAUACAUGAAGAAAACACAUCUAAACUUACAGCAUUCAUUGAAGCCAUUAAUAGCGACGAUAAUUCGCACCUUACAACGAUUUUUCCAGGUCCUUAUUUGUUAUCUGAUCAACUUUUGCAUUCUCCUGUGAUUACAAAUGAUCGAACUUCAGUUCAUGGUGUUUCAAAUAUUCAAGAUGGGAUUUCUGGUGAACACUUUGACUUUGGCGUAGAUCCAAACCUCGAUCCUGAACUUGCACUUGCUCUCCAAAUGUCUCUUCAGGAAGAACAGGCUCGUCAAGAGGUCAUUUUUCCUUAUCUUAUAGUUAUUUCCAUUAAAAUAGUCCAGGCACAAGAAGGAAAAGCACGUGAAAAUAACGAAAAUACUUCUGAUAGCCAUUCUCAAGAUCAGAAACAUGAAAACAUAGAAAAAAUGGACAUUGAGAAAUAA
This is a messenger RNA of Pneumocystis jirovecii RU7, 867 nucleotides long. Its product is annotated as proteasome regulatory particle base subunit RPN10. Lineage: Eukaryota; Fungi; Ascomycota; Pneumocystomycetes; Pneumocystales; Pneumocystaceae. Bases 1 to 867 code for a protein of 288 amino acids. Gene Ontology annotation, biological process: proteasome-mediated ubiquitin-dependent protein catabolic process. The record is from RefSeq and is a predicted model, not a curated record. Gene Ontology annotation, molecular function: polyubiquitin modification-dependent protein binding. The transcript has 5 exons. Gene Ontology annotation, cellular component: proteasome regulatory particle, base subcomplex; cytosol; nucleus.